Mangifera indica (mango) is the source of this 2319-nucleotide messenger RNA. RefSeq names its product cation/H(+) antiporter 4-like. The record is from RefSeq and is a predicted model, not a curated record. NCBI's taxonomy places the organism in Eukaryota, Viridiplantae, Streptophyta, Magnoliopsida, Sapindales, Anacardiaceae. The transcript has 3 exons. Gene Ontology annotation, biological process: proton transmembrane transport; regulation of pH. Gene Ontology annotation, cellular component: membrane; endomembrane system. The coding region runs from base 1 to 2319 and encodes 772 amino acids. Gene Ontology annotation, molecular function: antiporter activity.
AUGGCUGCCGAGGGAACCCUGAAUCAAACCAAGAUUUGCCUUACACUGCCCCCUAAGAUUCAAUCGAGUGGCUUGUGGAAGGGACUUGCAUUGGGAGGAAAACUAGACUGGUUCAGUUUUGGACUGCCAAGACUUGAACUAUUCAUUGCCAUAAUCUUUGUCAUCACUCAUUUCUCUCAUUCCAUCCUCAAGCGAUCAGGCCUUCCAAUGUUCAUCUCUCAGCUUAUUACUGGCCUGCUGCUUUCUCCAGCAGUAAUAGGAAAGACCACAGCCGACAAGAUGUUUACAGAAGAAGUUGUGCAAGUUCUUACCACCCUGGGGUCAUUUGGUUAUGCUUUCUUUUUCUUCCUGAUCGGAGUGAAAACGAAUCCAGGCAUGGUAACCAAAGUGGCCAAAAGAGCUUUUUUCAUAGGCCUUCUUGCUGUGACAAUACCUCUGCUUUCUGCAAUUAUGAUCCCGCAUUUAUUCACAUUGAAGGAUCAGGAUAAGAUCGAACUUCUGUUUCUUUCACCACCUUAUGCUAUGACUGCAUUUCCUGUCAUCUAUUGUCUUCUCAGCGAACUGAAGAUCCUGAAUUCGGAACUCGGAAGAAUAGCUCUAUCUUCUGCAAUUGUUAGUGACCUUUUGGGCCUGUUUUUCGCUGUCUCUACAACACUUUUGAGAGUCGCAUUGCAAAAGGAUAUUCGCACAGCUAUGUAUGAUCUCGUAUAUGUUAUUGCCUUCAUUAGUUUUCUUUUUCUGGUGCUCCGGCCUGGAAUUAAAUACGUGAUUACAUACAUUCCUGAAGGCCAGCCUGUGAACCAAAUCUUCAUCUCGAUCAUCCUGUUAUGUUUUCUAAUGUGCUUAUCUCUCACCAGAUGGUUUGGUGAUUUUUUCUUGUUGGGGGUUUAUGUUUUUGGUUUAGCAAUCCCAGAUGGACCACCAUUGGGGUCUGAUUUGGUGGAUAAGACCGAAACCAUGGUGAAGAAUUUACUUUUGCCAAUUUUUGUUACAACAUGCGGCAUGAGGAUUGAGACUUUGUUAAUCCGAUUUGAUGAUCAUUUCACAAGUCUUAAUGCAUUGACCGCUGCUGUAGCUUUGUUAGUUAAAUUUCUAGUCUGCUUGCUUCCACCACUGUAUUGCAAAAUGCCUAAUUAUGAUGCGGUUGCUCUCGCUCUCAUUAUGAGCUGCAAAGGCUUUGUCGAGAUGGCAAUCUUCAGCUUCCUGUUCGACAGCAAGAUUAUAGACGAACAAACAUACUGUUUCAUGUUUUACAUUGUCAUUUAUACGGCGAGCGUUGUGCCGGCUAUGGUGAAGUUGCUCUAUGACCCUUCGAGAAAAUACGCAGGCUACCAGAACAGGAGCAUCAUGGCUGCCAAGCCCAACACAGAGCUAGAAAUAGUAGCUUGCAUUCAUGUACCAGACAAUGUAAGUGCAGUGAUCAACUUAUUGGACGUUGCAUUUCCAUCUCAGGACAAUCUUAUGUCUGUAAAUGUGCUUCAUCUUGUCAAGCUCAGUGGGCAGGCAUCUCCUAUCUUCAUUUCCCACCAAAAGAAGAAGAAAGAUCUCGCCAACCACUCUUACUCCGAAAAUGUCAUCAUUUCCUUCACCAAGUUUCAGGGAAUCUACUGGGGAGCUUUAUCCGUCAAUACUUUCACAGCAGUCUCUCCACCGAAUCUGAUGCACGAUGAUAUAUGUACUCUCGCAUUGGACAAAUUGGCAUCUCUUAUAAUCCUCCCGUUUCAUCGAAGAUGGUACAUCGACGGAUCUAUUGAAUCAGAAGAUGAAAUUAUAAGGACCUUAAAUUCCAGGGUCCUGGAAAAGUCUCCUUGUUCCGUUGGAAUUCUGAUAGACCGAGGCAACAUCAGACGGCCUGUGGUGGAUCCAUUAUCCGAGCCUGAAUACAACGUCGGAGUUAUAUUCCUGGGCGGUCCGGACGACCGAGAGGUCUUAUCUUUCGCCAAAAGGAUUGCACCAAACACCAGAGUCAACCUCUCCGUGCUGCAUUUUACAGCUGAAAAGAGCGAUGAUUGUGAUUCCGAGGAAUGGGAAAAAACAAUUGAUAAUGUAUCACUUAGAGAUAUAAAAACCAAUGGGUACAUCAACUAUAUGCAAUAUGCGGUAAAAGACGGACCUGAAACAACAAUGAUAAUUCGUUCUGUAAUUAGCGAAUAUAACCUGAUGAUAGUCGGAAGAAGAGAGAAUUUGGAUUCAAAACAAACGUCGGGGCUGAAAGAAUGGACCGAAUUUCCGGAACUUGGGGUCCUAGGAGACCUGCUUGUGUCAAUGGACGUGGGCAGAUGCUCAGUCCUCGUUGUGCAGCAACAACAGACAAGCUAG